Molecule: messenger RNA, 1203 nt
Organism: Trypanosoma theileri
Lineage: Eukaryota; Euglenozoa; Kinetoplastea; Trypanosomatida; Trypanosomatidae
Exons: 1
Coding region: 1-1203 (400 amino acids)
Molecular function (GO): protein binding
Source: RefSeq, a predicted model, not a curated record
AUGAGGAGACUCUCUCUAUUCAGCAGAAGGUAUCUCUUAGUAACAGUACCAUUAGCUACUUUGAGAUCAACUGAUGUGUCUUCUUCUUUUCGUAUCUGCAGCAGGAACCAUUCAAUAACUACAGAUAGAUGCACAUUAGAAGAACUUCAUAGGUCUGCUGCAGAAUUCUUUGAACGUGGUGAUUUUGUUAAUGCGAUUAAGCAAUGGGAAGCGGUAAUGAAAUCACAAGGUGAGACUGAUAGCCCUAGCCCAACAUUAAUGAACUGUUUAAAUAAUCUAGCCUGUGCCUAUGGUGAGAUUGGGCAUCAGAAGAAAAAACUACAAUUACUUGAACGUUCACGUGAUAUGGUAAGUAAAGUUUAUGGUAACGAUCACCCUCAGUAUGGAAUGGUUUUGUAUAAUAUGGCUUGUGCUCAUGAAGAAAUGGGAAACUUUCAAAAAAUGGAAGAUCUACUCUUAGAAUCACUCGCUAUUCAUGAACUUAAAUUUCAUCCAAAACACCCAAAGGUUGGACGUGUUUUACUUCUUCUCACAGAAGCUCAUGGUCAUCUUGGGAAGUAUGAAGAACAAUUAAAGGUAGCAAAAAGAGCUUUUGAAAUUGUACAACGACAUUGCGGACCAGAGCAUACACAAACUACUAUAGCUAUGUUAACUCUUGCAAGGGCUUAUGGUGCAAAUGGUAAUCAAGCUAGACGUCUACAACUCGCACAACAGUCAUACGAUAUUCAAGAGAAAAAGUUGGGAGCCAUGAACCCACAAAUCGCAUUAACGCUUAUAGAAUUAGCAGAUUCUCAUGGUGCAAAUGGAAAUCAUUUUCAUAGAAAAGAAUUAUUAGAAAAAUCUAUUGAGAUUCAAAAACGAGCCUUUGGUACUCAACACACCCAUCUCAUUACAACUUAUACAGCUUUAGGAGAUGCUUGUGGAGAAUUAGGUGACAAAGAAAAUCAAUCUUUCUGGUAUUGUGAAGCUUUAGAUCUUGCACGACGACGAUAUAAAGGAAAACAUAUUGCUAUUGGAACUGCUGCUAAUAAAUGUGCAUGGGGUCUUUUGCGUAUUGGAAAAGUAAAAGAGGCAAAAUCUUUAGCAGAAGAAGCCCAAGAAAUUUUUGAUGGCAAUGUAUCAGACGAUCAUCCAGCUGCCAUUGAACUUCGCAACACCUUCAAUGAAUUAAUGAAGGUCACUAUUGGAAAAGAGUCUCUGUGA